Molecule: messenger RNA, 1114 nt
Organism: Chara braunii
Lineage: Eukaryota; Viridiplantae; Streptophyta; Charophyceae; Charales; Characeae
Source: the annotation of a GenBank genome assembly
GGAGGAGCGGGAGGAGGGAUGGGAAAAGGAUCGGGAAAAGGACGAGUGGGAGGAGGAGCGGGAGCAGGUGCGGGAGAAGGAGCGAGAGGGGAAAUGCGAAGGGGCGGAGGAGCCGCGGGAGGAGGAGCUGGAGAAGGAGGAGCGGCAGGGGAAACGGGAAGGGGGUUAGGAGCGGGAGAAGGAGCUCGAGGAAAAAAGGGGGGCGGAGGAGGCGUGGGAGGAGGGGCGGGAGAAGGAGCGGGAGGAGGAGCGGGAGGGGAAACGGGGAGGGGGUUAACGAAUGCGCGGGAGGCGAAGGAGGGGGAGGAGAUAUAUGUGGAGGAGGAGAACCGGGAGGAGCACGAGGACGAGCGGGAGGAGCGGGAGGAGGAAUGGGGGAAAGAGCAGGAAGCAGCGGGAGAAGGAGAAGCAGCAGGAGGGAGAGCGGGAGAAGGACGAGCGGGAGAAGGAGCGGGAGGAGGAACGGGGGAAAAAACAAGGGAAGCAGCGGGAGAAGGAGAAGCAGCAGGAGGGAGAGCGAGAGGAGGAGCGCCAGGGAAGCAGCGGGAGAAGAAGCAGCAGGAGGGAGAGCGGGAGAAGGAGAAGGAGGAGGAGAGGGAGGAGCAGCACGAGAACGAGCGGGAGCGGGGCUAUGGCGGGAUGUUUGUCACGUUGUUUGGCAGAGGAGGAGCGGGAGGGGGAGGAGGGGGAGGAGGAGGAGGAGCGGGAGGAGCAGGAGGAGGCGUGGGAGAAGGAGCGGGGAAGGAGCUGGAGUGGGGCUAUGGCGCGGGAAGAGGAGCGGGAGGAGCAGGAGGAGGAAUGGGGGGAAAAGCAAAAGAAGCAGCAGAAGAAGGACGAGCAGCAGGAGGAGCGGGAGGAGAAGCAAGAGAGGGAGCGAGAGAAGGAGAGGGAGGAGGAGAGGGAGUAGGAGCGGGAGAAGGAGCGGGAGCGGGGCUAUGGCGGAAUCUUUGUGACUUAUGGUGCCAGAGAGGGACGGCGCAGCUGACACUUCGUGGAGGACAGCAUGCCCGCUCUAUUGCUUUGCAGAAUGUAUGAACCUGCUUUCCCGACCCAAGUUCAGUUUCAAUUUGGUUUGCCCUUUUCCUUCUUCCGUGGACUUGACACCCUUGCCGUA